Molecule: messenger RNA, 3207 nt
Organism: Ctenopharyngodon idella (grass carp)
Lineage: Eukaryota; Metazoa; Chordata; Actinopteri; Cypriniformes; Xenocyprididae
Gene: tbx5b
Product: T-box transcription factor 5b
Exons: 9
Coding region: 529-1812 (427 amino acids)
Biological process (GO): regulation of transcription by RNA polymerase II; pattern specification process; positive regulation of DNA-templated transcription
Cellular component (GO): nucleus
Molecular function (GO): RNA polymerase II cis-regulatory region sequence-specific DNA binding; DNA-binding transcription factor activity, RNA polymerase II-specific
Source: RefSeq, a predicted model, not a curated record
GUUCCUCAAUUUUAUAUUUGUAUUUAUGAAGCACAUAUGAACAAGUAUAUUUAGAUUUUUAAUGUGGGGUUUAUUGUGAAUUUUGUCGCCGUGUGCUAGUUUGUACAUGGCGUGUCAUGAGUGUGUGAAUGAAAAAUAUGUGACGACGUAGAAAGCAUCACGCUAUUGGGAGACUGAGAAUGGAUGGAGGGAGAAAAGAGAGACAGGGCAGAUGAAGAGACAGAGCUUGGUAAAGGUGUCUGAGAAGAGAGGAAAAUCGAAAUGAAAACGUUCUAAACUCUUUUGCUAAUUUAUUCUCAUUUUAUUUUCAAGGAGAUAAAAAAAAUAUAUAGCCUAUAGUAUGUCUAUUGGAGAAACUGCCUAUCAAAUCAGUGGGGAUGAAUUUUAAAUCUAUGUUUCGGAAUUAAGUCAGCAACGAAAAGCUCCUUAAACAAUGAGGUAAGAGAUGUCAAAAAAUCCGAGUAUAUGCGAGGAUAAUACAGGCUAAAGAGAACACAAACUUCACUGUAGUUAAACUCAAACGGGGAUAUGGCGGAUUUAGAGUUCGGAUCUCUACAGUCGUGUUCCGGCAGCGAUUCCCCAGCGAUGGAAUUCGAGAACGAUAAAGAUUCCGGACAGCACGGUCGGAGCAAAACCGGGUCGCCGCCACUGCAAACUCAGCUCUCCCAACAGGGUAUGGAGGGAAUCAAAGUUUAUUUGCACGAGAGAGAUCUGUGGGCGAAAUUUUAUGAUGUCUCUACAGAAAUGAUCAUCACCAAAGCUGGCCGACGAAUGUUUCCCAGCUACAAAGUGAAGGUAACAGGCCUAAAUCCCAAAGCAAAAUAUAUCUUACUGAUGGACAUUAUUUCAGCCGAUGAACAUCGGUAUAAAUUUGCAGAUAACAAAUGGUCCAUCAGUGGUAAAGCUGAGCCGGCGAUUCCAGGCCGGCUGUACGUGCACCCAGACUCACCGGCUUCAGGAGCUCACUGGAUGAGACAGCUCGUCUCUUUCCAGAAACUCAAACUCACCAACAACCACCUGGACCCUUUCGGACAUAUCAUUUUAAAUUCCAUGCAUAAAUACCAACCUCGCCUGCACAUCGUGAAGGCAGACGAGAGGAACAGCUUUGGCUCCAGCAACACAAGUUUCUGCACACACUCCUUUCCUGAGACAACUUUUAUCGCUGUAACUUCCUACCAGAACCACACAAUCACUCAGCUGAAGAUUGAGAAUAAUCCAUUUGCUAAAGGUUUCCGUGGAAAUGACGAUAUCGAAUUGCAUCGCAUGUCCCGUACACCAAGUAAGGAGUAUCCACUUGUACCACGUAGUACUGCAAGGCAGCGUGUAGCUCCACCCUCUCCUGACUGUCUCUCUCGGUCAGAAUACACUGUGACACAAAAACCCAGUCCUAGCUACACCUGCUCCGACACUUCAGGUGAUCACACCCUCACUGAAACCCCUCCCACACAUGACCCCACAUACCACCUCUUCACCUACCAGCUCUCCCCGCAGACGGCCCCUGUGCACAGUGCCCCCUGCAGUAUGGACACCGCACAGCACCAGCCUUGCAUGUAUGGAAGCUCUCAGGUGGGCAUGGAGGACCUCAGGUGGGCAUCUUAUACGGACAGCACAACUUACCAAAGCUUUUCUUCUGCUAAAGAAAUGGGUGGGACUUUUGGUCCCACCACUGACCUCUCUCAGGAACUGUAUCCACAAUACACCUGUGAGGUGGGUGUCCAGUCACACUGCAUGAUGACUGAUUUAUCGCUUUAUGCUUGCAGUCGAUCAUUCAGCCAAAACCAACAACCAAACAGCUGGUGUGGGGGAAGCUGAGCUUGAGUGUGUGUGUGUGUGUGUGUGUGUGUGUGUGUGUGUGUUUGUGUGAGAGGGAAAAAGAGUCUGUGAAUAAUUGUGGUAACUUACUCAUAACUUCAUCCGAAAAUCACCAGUUUUCAUCUGUUUUUCUCCACAGUUUCUAUGUUGUUGUGAAUCAGAUAUGGCAGAGUAAAAUUGGUAAAUGUUUCAAAAUAAAUAAUAACAAUUAAAUUCGACAUCAAAAUUAAUAUCAUCUACAGUUUAGUAUCAAGCCAUUGUUAUUUCAUUUAUUGAUAUAAAUAUUUGUAUAUAUUUUAUAUAUACUUUAUUAUAUUUCAUAAUUUUCAUGAUUUCUGUCAUUAUCUUAAAUAAAACUAAAAUAAAUUAAUUAAAAAUAAAGUUUCCAAUUAUAACCAAACAGGGUUUAUAAACAGAAUAUAUAUAUAUAUACACACACACACACACACACACAGUAUAUACAGUAUAUAUAAUGUGAACAUGAUUUCGUGUUCACAUUCACUGUGGAGCAAGUGGAAACUAAUGGGAAAUGAGAAAUUUUCAUUUAAAACUGGGGGGUGGGGGGUUCAUUUAAUUUCUUCUUAUCCCGAAUACAGUGAUGGACUCUUGCAUGUCUCUUCCAUCUUCAGUGAUGUGUGUGAGAUUUUGUGUACCUUUGCAUCUCAUCAAAUAUCUCUUUUGGUAAAGAUGUGUGAAUCUCUGUUACCUUUACCACAGAAAAAAUGUUCAUCAAGAUACAACUACACCAGGAAUUAAAAAAGAAAAAAUGUUAAGGAGGUGGGUUGUUUCACUGUGGCCAGUAUUUGUGAAGAUUUAGAGAGAAUCCUCUCUUUUACUAUUAUUUCACUUAGGAAAUGCUGAUGUACAAACACUAACAAACCCAAAUGCAAAUGACUCUUAAACCCUAAUAUCCACCUGAACACGUACAUCCGCUAGCUUCAGAUGGGGGUCCUUUAUUUUGUUUAUUCUUACUCUAUAAUGAAGAGAAAAGGGAAUGCUGGGUACUGCACGUGUCACAGUCUAUUAAGGGAGCAGUGAUAUUACCAAUCCUGUCAUGGCCCAAGGCAAGAGAUACAGAGAGAGAGAGAGAGAGAGAGAGGAGGGGCAUCAGCUGGACAUUUAUUUAUAGACACACCAUAAGAAUUUCAUAAGUGAAAUAUGUUCAUUUUAAAGAAAGUUUUUAAUAUUGUGAAAUUCAUGUUUCAAUUAUUUAUAAUGAUGAACUAUUUAUUGAUUUUGAGUUCACAAUUUGUUUGCUGAUAUUUAUUUGUAAAGUGUUUUUUUAAAUUUAUUGAGCAGUUUGCUUUACCCUGACAAAUGUAGAGUUUCCGUGUUUUGUGAAGGUGUUUUCUGAAACUUUUGAAUAUGAGGCUGAAAUAAAAAGGUAAUCCUCAA